Molecule: messenger RNA, 11037 nt
Organism: Molossus molossus (Pallas's mastiff bat)
Lineage: Eukaryota; Metazoa; Chordata; Mammalia; Chiroptera; Molossidae
Gene: SETX
Product: senataxin
Exons: 27
Coding region: 270-8267 (2665 amino acids)
Biological process (GO): termination of RNA polymerase II transcription
Cellular component (GO): nuclear body
Molecular function (GO): transcription termination site sequence-specific DNA binding; helicase activity
Source: RefSeq, a predicted model, not a curated record
GGGUUGGCUAGCGGGGUGCGGACCUCCACUUCCGCCCUCGGCACACUGUUGAGCAGAGGCAUGGAGGGGGGCUGGCGGCCGGCGCGAGGCCACGCUGGAAAUGUCCUUUUGGGGCCAGAGUCUGGGUAUGUAUGAAUGCAGAUUCUCACCCGUUUACAAAUAAGCCCAGGAAUCUCAACUGAGAAGAUCACGUCUCUGUAAGCCAUUAGCCCAGUUUUGAGGACUUGAGUUUAGUCAGUGAUUGACAGCUGGCCAGCAGGUUGUUCUGGAUGUGGUGGAGGUACAGAAUGAGCACAUGUUGUUGGUGUACGCCAGGUGGCGUUUCCACCAUCGAGUUCCUGCAGUGCUAUGCCUCCAGGACCCAGCCCAGUGACUUCCAAACAGCAGAUGAAGACCUCUGCUACUGCCUGGAGUGUGUGACUGAGUACCACAGAGCCAGGGAUGAGCUGCCGUUCUUGCAUGAGGUUUUAUGGGAAUUAGAAACCUUACGUCUCAUAAAUCACUUUGAAAAAUCCAUGAGGGCAGAAAUCGAAGAAGAUGAUGAUGAAUUAUAUAUAGUAGACAACAAUGGAGAGGCACAACUGUUUGACUUCACUGGCCAAGACUUUGAAAAUAAGCUUCGAGUUCCUCUUCUUGAAAUCCUGAAAUAUCCUUAUCUGCUAUUACAUGAGCGUGUUAAUGAGUUAUGUGUUGAAGCGCUGUGUCGGAUGGAACAAGCGAAUUGCUCCUUUCAGGUGUUUGAGAAACAGCCUGGGAUCUAUUUGUUUUUGGUCCAUCCCAAUGAAAUGGUUCGGCGUUGGGCUAUCCUGACUGCAAAAGGCUUGGGAAAAGUGGACAGAGAUGAUUAUUAUGACUUACAGGAGGUUUUGACUUGCCUUUUUAAAGUCAUUGAGUUGGGGCUUUUAGAAAAUCCAGACAUUUAUACUUCUUCUGUCCUUGAGAAGGGUAAACUGAUCAUCCUACCCUCACACAUGUAUGAUACUACCAACUACAAAAACUAUUGGUUAGGUAUCUGCAUGUUGCUGACCAUUCUUGAGGAGCGCGCCAUGGAUUCGCUGCUGCUGGGCUCAGACAAACAGAACGAUUUCAUGCAGUCAAUACUUCACAUCAUGGAGAGGCAGUCAGAGGAUGAGAGUGAAGAUCCUUUCUGGCCAGCAUUACACUGUUUCAUGGUCAUUCUAGAUCGCCUGGGAUCUAAGGUCUGGGGUCAACUUAUUGAUCCCAUUGAGGCCUUUCAGACCAUCAUCAACAACGCGAGCUACAACAGAGAGAUCCAGCGUAUACGGAGCAGCUCUGUAAGGACCAAGGUAGAGCCGGAGUCAUGUCUGGAUGAUAUGGUUACCUGCAGCCAGAUUGUGUACAGUUACAACCCUGAAAAGACCAAAAAGGAUUCAGGGUGGAGAUCAGCCAUUUGCCCAGAUUAUUGUCCUAACAUGUAUGAAGAAAUGGAAACGUUAGCCAGUGUGCUUCAGUCAGAUAUUGGUCAAGACAUGCGUGUUCACAACAGCACGUUUCUGUGGUUCAUCCCUUUUGUUCAAUCCCUCAUGGAUCUUAAGGAUCUGGGUGUGGCUUAUAUAGUAGAGGUCAUUCACCACCUGCAUUCCCAAGUCAAAGAUGUUCUCAACGAAACAGUGGUCGUGUGUGACAAAGUCACUGAAUUUUUCUUUCUAAUUUUGGUGUCAGUGAUUGAACUACAUAGAAGUAAAAAAUGUUUGCAUUUGCUGUGGGUUAGCUCCCAGCAGUGGGUAGAAGCCAUUGUGAAAUGCGCCAAGCUUCCCACCACUGCGUUUGCCCGGAGCUCCGAGAAGUCUUCUGGCAGUGGCCCCAAAGGAGCGGCAAUGAUAACCUCUCUGUCGCUGCAUCCACUGCCCGCCAACUCCGUGCAGCUCGCUUGUGUGCAGCUGGUGAGAAGUCUCCUCAAGGAAGGGCAUCACCUUGGGCAGCAGGCGCUUUGUAAGCAGUUCUGGGAUAAGCUCAACUUAUUCCUGCGAGGGAAUGUGUCUCUAGGGUGGCAGUUGACUAGUCAGGAAACCCACGAGUUGCAAACUUGUUUGAAGCAAAUUAUUAGAAACAUAAGAAUCAAAGUACCUCAAUAUACUGCUUUGGUGGAGCCGGCUCCUUCAUGUAAACUCCUUCCAGCCUCUUGUAAUAAAGAAAGUGAACAAGUAGGGAAGACGUGUGAGAAAGACGCCCACUGUCUGGAAAGUUCCAGCCCAACAUUUUCUAAAGAACCCAUGAAAGCUGAUGUAUGUCAAGUGCAAGAGAGCAGUAUACUAAACAAAGCAAGUGAUACUGUGGAAGAGGGCAGCGAGCAAAAUUCCAUAACAGAUUUGAAACUAGAGGACCAUCUCUCAGCUGAGUCAUGCUCAAAGCAGAGUGAUAAAGACCUCUCCACUGAAAGAGCCAAAGAUCAAGUGAAAAUACGUACAAGGAAGAAGUCUGUGAAAGGUAAUUGCUCCUGUACACCACAGAGCUGUACUUCAAGAAGUGAUCCAGAAAGGGGGUGUGACAAAGGAGGACUUACGUCAACAUGUUUGUCAACUGAGUCUAACACUGAUUCUCUGGCAAAGGUGUCCACAUCCAAAGAGGAUUUCUCUCGAAAGAAAGAAGCUUCAGAAGAAAAAACUAAGGCACAAAAAAGUGAAAUCUGUACUAAGUUAUCCCAUGGAAUAAUGAAGCAACACAGGAAAAGUGCCGUGGUGAGUAACCCUGUGGAUUUAGAGGGAGACCUGACUGUCUCCGACACCAAGAAUGUCUGUUCGAGGACAGAUACUGGAGAUCAGAAAGGGGAGAGCUUCACACACAACCUCUCUUCAGAUCCGACUGACGGUCAGGAUAAUAAAAAUGGAGGACAAAAGUCUCAUAACAGUUUCUUGCUGAAAAAGAAACAGUUGAAGGAUGAAGAGUUAGAUGUCCUUUCUUCCCAUGAAAAUGGUCAAAUACAGGAAUUGAGUCAUGUCGAUAAUAAAGAUUUGGUUUCAUUUACAGAAAGGAUUAAUACUUUCAUGCAUAGAACAUAUCCCUUUAAAGAUCCUGUCACUUUGCCUGGAUUUAGAGAUAAGGAAAUCAGCAAGGGCACUGACCAGGUUUCUUCUGACCUGAGAGAACAGGCCCCCAGCAUCAGCCCCCAGUUGGACACCCUAACAGAUUCUCAGGUAGACAGAGACCUCCACAAAUUAUCUUUAAUAGCUCAAGCCCGUGUCAUUAAGUUUCCAUCAGAUUCAACUCAAAAAAGCCCAUCCCAUCUACAAAGAAAAGUAAAAAAUAAAAGAAGUUUCAGAGACAACCAAAAUAAUGUCAAGGAAAUCUGCUAUGAACAAGUCAUUAUUAUUUCAGAUUCUGAUGAUGAUGAGCGAGUUCUGAGUUUUGAGCAACACAUUAAACAAGAGAAGAUGCUCAUUGAGAAAGAAUGUCCGGAGCAGGGCACUUCAACAGCUAGCACAGAUGUGGACAGUACGCUGAGUGACGAAAAGACAGAUUCCACCUUGCAGGUGGAGGACUAUGAGUCUCAGGUUUUUGAGUUUGAAAGCCAACAGGAAGUGUUUUCAGUUUGGCACGAUCAGAAACCAGACCACAAGAAUUCGGUUCUAGGGGAUGAAGAGAGUUCAUGUCUGCCUCAUAUAGCUAUUAUCACAAAUAUUUGGGGCUACGAUACAGACUCUCCUAUGUCUGAAGAAGUGACCAAAGAUGGAACAGAGGGCACUGGCCUCGUGGAGCCACGAAGUAGUAGUACUGUUGAGGUUUGUGAGCGUCAAGCCAAGAAACCUAAGAGAAAACAAUUUAAGAAACCGAUGGCUGAAGAUUCUUCAUCCUCUGUCAGGAAUGAGGACCGGUCUGAGCUGCUUGAUGAGAGAGAGCUCACUGAAAAUAAUUUUAAAAUUACAGACAUACGGACAUCUCCGGGUCCCAGUGCUGAGAGAGCCACUUUGGUUUCCUCGAAGAAGUCUUCUUCAAAGCCUUGUACUUACUCCAAAUCCACGAGGAGACUCCCUGUUUCCAAACCGCCUAAGAAAACACACUCAGAUACCAAAAAAGGGCAGAAUAAAAGUGCAAGUUACCUGAGCUGUAGGACCGCACCUGCCGUGGUGCCACCAAGGAAACUUCGCCAGUGUCCCGAGCCCACGUCCACAGUUGAGAAGCUUGGUCUGAAAAAGGCUCCUCGCCGUGCAUUCGAGUUGUCACAGCGAUCUUUAGAUUCUAUAGGUCAGUUACGUCGCCAUGGCAAAACUGUUGGCGCCAUUGAUACCCCAAAAAAGACUAAACUGAUUUCUCCUCAGACUCUUCCUGUGAAAGACAAGAAACUGCUUGUGAGUCAGGAUCUUCAGUUUCAAAGGCAGACGAGACCCAGAUCUCAACAAAACAGACCAGGGCCUUAUGGAAGUGCAGACAGACGAGCAGGACUGCGUGCAACCCCGAAUUCCAGCCGAGCCACGCCGGAGUGCAGUAGGUCAGAUGGCAGCCGUAAAGGGGCGACCAAGGUGGUGGCUAACAGCAGUGGAAAUCAGUCACGCAGGUGUGUGUCUCCUGAACCAGAACCCGUGAAGGCAAACCAUGUUUCUCAGGCAGCCGGUGGUGCUUGUCUUCUGAAGCUGUGUAAUUCCCCAGUAUUCAACGGAAGGAUGCCAGCAAGUGACACGACAGCCUCCACUUCAGCGGACCCGUUAGGUGGAAGUGACCUGACCAGACAUCAUGUAGAGGUGGCAACUUCGAAAAAGGGACAACCCGACUCUGACAGUGAUAUGGAAGAAGAUGAUAUCUUUUUAACACAGCAUGAUCCUGAAGACAUGGACUUGGGUACACAAAUGCACAGUGGUAGUGAUAGACUCAUUGAAGUCGUCCACAGGAAAGAUCGUGUUCAGGGAGCAGAAGAUGCUGUGAAUCGGCCUCAGUUGGACUCUCUGAGCAGCACAACAUGUAAGUACAAAGAUUGUUUCGAAAUCGUGCGAACCCAGGGCGAAUACUGCUUGAAACACUCCAAACCCAAAGCAGCCGAUGGAGAUGUCUUCCGGAAACCUGGCAGGCCUCUCUCUGCGCCUAAACCUUGGAGACCCACGGCAAAGAUUUUUACCAGCACUUCGCGAACUGCUAAUCUUUCCAAGUCUUUGGAAAGUACCUCAGCACUUCCAGGCCUAAAAAAUAAGUCAAGUGGAGGACAGUCUGUCUUGAAAGGACCACAGCCGGCCUCUCUGUUGUGUCCGAAGCCAAUGGGUGAAUUGAAGAGUCUGUGCAAUGUUCUUCAUUCUCCAACUCCAAAUCAUUCCAGCUGGCCAGCCUACAAAUUCCCAUUUGGUGACUGCAGACCUUUUUCCUCUUCUCCGGUCAACAUUCUCUUGUCAUCACAGUCCGUCUUUGACACCUUCAUCAAAGAGGUCUUGAAGUGGAAAUUUGAGAUGUUUUUGAGCUUUGACAAGUGUGGGCCGCCAGCAAGUCUUUGUCAGGCCAUCUCAAGACCCGUGCCUGUCAGAUUUCAAGAUUGUGGAGAUUAUUUUCAUGUUUUUUUCCCUUUGAUGAUAUUGAAUACUUUUGAAACUGUAGCACAGGAAUGGCUCAGCUCUCCAAAUAAAGGAAAAUUCUACGAGUUGCAGUUACGAAAAUAUCCUGCAGAAUAUAAAAAGUACUGGGAGUUUGUGGUUUUUCUUGAGGAAUGUGAACUAUCUAAACAGCUUCAUCCAAAGGAGAACGAUUUGGUAUUUUUGGUUCCUGAGAGACUGAGUGCAGAGAAGAGAGAUAUAGAGGGGAAUUUCAUCCAAGGCCCCCAUGAAUAUCACUGUGCUUAUGUUCAUAAAUUUCGCCGCUCGUCAGUCAUGCGUAAUGGGAAAUAUGAGUGUUCCCUUUCCAUCCAGACUCAAGAUAAUUUGCCAGUCAAUUUAAACGAAAUCGUGAAAUGUGUUGUAAUCAGUUCUCUGGUAACUACACAAAGGAAGUUGAAAGCCAUGUCUUUGUUGAGUAGUCGAAACCAACUGGCCAGAGCUAUUCUGAACCCAAACCCCAUGGACUUCUGUACAAAAGAUCUGCCUCCGACAACACCUGAGAGAAUUAAAGCCUACUUGAGAGAUUUCAACGAAGACCAGGAGAAAGCGAUAGAAACGGCGUAUGCCAUGGUGAAACACUCCCCAGCAGUUGCCAAGAUCUGUCUGAUUCAUGGGCCACCUGGAACAGGGAAAUCGAAAACCAUCGUUGGCCUCCUGUCCCGCCUGCUGACCGAGAGGAGGGGCCACCUGGAUGAGAACUCCAACGCCAAGAUCAAGCAGAACCGCGUGCUCGUGUGCGCGCCUUCCAACGCGGCUGUGGAUGAGCUGAUGAAAAAGAUUAUCCUGGAGUUCAAAGAGAGGUGUAAAGACAAGAGGAAUCCUCUGGGAAACUGUGGAGAUAUCAAUUUAGUACGUCUGGGUCCAGAAAAGUCUAUCAAUAGUGAGGUCCUAAAAUUCAGUUUGGACAGCCAAGUUAACCACAGAAUGAAAAAAGACUUACCUUCUUAUGUUCAGGAGAUGCAUAGAAGAAAGGAAUGUCUAGACCACCAACUAGAUGAACUUUCCCGCCAGCGUGCUUUAUGCCGAGGUGGGCGGGAAAUACAGAGGCAAGAAUUAGAUCAAAAAAUUGCCCAAGUUUCAAAAGAAAGGCAGGAACUUGCUUCUAAAAUUAAAGAGGUUCAAGGACGCCCGCAGAAAACCCAGAGCAUCAUCAUCCUCGAGUCCCACAUCAUCUGCUGCACCCUGAGCACGAGCGGCGGCUUACUGCUCGAGUCUGCGUUCCGGGGCCAAGGAGGUGUACCCUUCAGCUGUGUCAUUGUUGAUGAGGCUGGGCAGGCUUGUGAAGUGGAGACCCUCACCCCACUCAUCCACCGCUGUAACAAGCUAAUCCUCGUGGGGGACCCGAAGCAGCUGCCCCCCACAGUCAUCUCCUUGAAGGCCCAGGAGUAUGGCUACGAGCAGUCGCUGAUGGCCCGCUUCUGCAAACUGCUGGAGGAGAACGUGGAGCACCACGUGAGCGGCAGACUGCCCAUCCUGCAGCUGACCGUCCAGUACAGAAUGCACCCCGACAUCUGUCUCUUCCCUUCCAAUUAUAUUUACAACAGGAACCUGAAAACUGACAGAGUGACUGAGACCUAUCGGUGUUCAUCAGACUGGCCCUUUCAGCCCUACCUCGUGUUUGAUGUCGGGGACGGCUCAGAAAGACGGGAUAAUGACUCAUAUGUGAAUAUUCAAGAAAUAAAAGUGGUAAUGGAAUUGAUUAAACUUCUUAAAGACAAAAGAAGGGACAUUACUUUCCGAAACAUUGGCAUAAUAACCCAUUACAAGGCUCAGAAAAUGAUGAUUCAGAAGGAGUUGGACAAAGAAUUUGAAGGAAAAGGGCCCGCAGAAGUCGACACUGUGGAUGCCUUCCAGGGUCGUCAGAAAGACUGUAUUAUCGUCACGUGUGUCAGAGCAAACGCCCUGCAAGGCUCGAUCGGAUUUCUGGCGAGUUUGCAGAGAUUGAAUGUCGCCAUUACACGAGCCAAGUACAGCCUCUUCAUCCUUGGACAUUUGAGGACGCUGAUGGACAAUCAGCAUUGGAACCAUCUGAUUCAGGACGCACAGAGGCGAGGCGCCAUCAUCAAGACCUGCAGCAAGAACUACAAACACGAUGCUGUGAAGAUCCUGAAACUCAGGCCCACGCUGCAGCGAAGUCUGACCCACCCCUCCUGCACAGGCCCGGAGGGCGGCGGCCCCCAGGGCGGCUCGCCCAGCAGCAGACUAGACAGCGAACCCCUCAGGACGCUGCUCGCCUCCUCCCUGUACCACACACCCUGGGACUCGAACGGAGCUGCCGCCGCUGGUGCUGCGAGGGAGUCUGAAAGGCCUGUGCGGGACCAGCUUCGGGACCCACGGCUGCUCAGGAGGAUGGGCCUGAGCCCUGAAGCCAGAGGGAGCUGCCUGAGAGAUCCAGAGCCCUUGAGCCCCCAGCAGUCUGGAGCAAGCCCUCCCUCGGAAGAGCCCAGCUUCCCCGUGAGUCCCCAGGCUCUGGGCAGCUCCGUGGAGCAGUCCACGGCCACAGGGAGCAGCCACAGACCUCACGUGCCAUGUGACCCUCCUGCUGCCAGCGCUGCCCCCACAAAUACAAGUACCUGUGACCAGGAAGUGGAGCACAGCCACCAGAGAGAGACCAGGGCUGUCAGUGACGGGGACCAGGGCAUGCUUAGCUCUGUGAGCCAUCACUCCAAGAGGGACUCUGGCUGGGACAAUGGGAGACCAGAGGAGGACAGCGGUUCAAAGAAAAGGAAGCUCUAGGGAAGCCAGGGGACAUACGCUGUCGGCCACAAGCGUCAUUGCAAGCUUAUGGUGACCGGCUAAGAGGACUAUCCAGAUAAGACUUUUUUUCUUAAAGGAGUUUGUGAGCUGUUGGAGGCCAUGGAAAGUAUAUCCGAACCCCUGGGCCCCGAGCAUCUGCAGGACUUCUUGUCAGCUGCAGACACUCGGGGCCUGUGUGCAUUAGUGAUGGUGCCUUGAAGCCAAAGGCUCGAGGUGUCGGUCUCGUUCUUCCAUAAAAGUUAGGUCAGACCCAGUGAGUGUUUUAGGAGCUGAAAUGUAUAUUUGUAUAGUGAAUAGCAAAAUUCUUUUAAAAUUUAAUCUAGUAGACUGCUAACCCUUGCUUAAAAUGUUAAUUAUUUUCACCAGAACAUAUCUAUGUUAAAAAGAAAGAAAAGCAGGGGGAGGGCAGACCCUUUCAGCCCUUGAGGUGCCAAGCAGGUCUGUGACAGGUUGGGUGGUCUGGGACCCGUGAGGUAACGGGUCAGUGUCUCCAGUUCUACUUACAGAAGUGACAGGAGCCUCCUGGAGGUCAGGUUCUGCUGACGUGCGUUUUCAGACAAGGCACCUUGGCCCGGGACGUUACAUUCCUGUGAUGAGCUCAGCUACCUGUUUUAGGAUAACGUAGCUCUCUAGCUAAGAUCCCACCCUUCCCAAAGCAGGAGACUGAAAGAAUGACACCCCGGCCCACCGUGAGCGCCCCUGCCUGGCGCUCCAGCUGCGUCGCCCGGGCUCGCAGUGCUGGGCGGCCCUGCACGCCACCCGGAGAACCAGCUGCUUGUUCCCGUAAGCAUCUCCCCAGCGACUCUGUCACCAGCUCCUAGGGGACCAUGAGGCAGGCAGGGUGUGGAUGUUUCAGGCAGGAAUCAGCACCCUUUUCAAAGAGCAGGCUAGUAGAGAGGUGCAAGUACUUGGGAGUUGAGAACCAGGAAGAGAGGUGACAUUUCCUAUGACCUUUAGAAACCACGUGAACCUGUGAAAAGACACCAGUGUUGCAGAGCGUCUGGUGAGGGGAAGUGAGUGUAGUGAGCAGAGCUGAGAGACUUGGACAGGGAGGGGCCGAAUCCAAAGUGCGAUGUUCCGGACACACAGAACCGAGGGGAAGCGUCACAGGCGGGGGAGGCCCACUGGUGACAGCGGCAGUUGCUGGAACCAGGUCUGGGGAUGUGCUGCAGCGCGAGCUAGUGGCAGAGCCACAAGCCCUGAAGCUGAGUGUGCACCUCUUGAGCUUUCGUUUGUCAUCUGCUUUGUAGGCUUUGUGUCAGAGAUUCUACCAAAGCGCAUUGCUAAGAGUUCUUUAAAAAGCAAUGUUUGGUUGCCCAAAGUUUAAACAGUCUGCUUUUCAUUGCCUGUGUCCUUCUCACUGGUGUCCGACAGCACCCCUGUCCCUCGGGGAGCGCUCGUCCUGGGCUGUGCCACAGAAGAGAGGCAGGGUGGAGGCCAGGGCUCGGGAAGCUUCCCGCAUGUGUCUGGGGCACGAAAUCUCAUUGUUACUUUAAGGUUUCCUUUCCUACCGCCUGGUCAGAAUGCUCACAGAGCAGAUACUGGGAGUGGUGACAACAGUGUAGCGUCUGACGACUCUGCAAACUUGUAAAGGAGGCGUGACAGAAUGUUGGGGUGAAGACUGUCACCCACUAUGCUUCUGCAGCAGGGAAUGGAGAAGCACGUGUUCCCCAGGACACAUGCUGUGCCCCAUGCCCGAGCAGGGUCACCCCAGUGACGUCCCAUGCCUGUUCUCGCGCAGUGCAGUCGGAGCCCGGCUUUGUCCGCAGGGUGCAGGCAGGCCUGACCUUCGUCCGAAACGCUUGUUCAGUUGGUGAGAGCAUUUGCAUAAAGCAUGUCAUACUUCCCGAGGGGCCUUUCUUGAUGUGGCUGUCACAGCCGGCGUCAGCGGCAGGUGCGCUCGCUGCAGGGGCGGCGAGCAGGGCCGUGUGCUGGUCCUGGCCAGGCGGUGUGCGGGAGGACCUGCUUCCUUCCGGGUCGGCUCUUCCGCGUGCGCACGUUCUACUUCGUUGCUGUUUUAUAUGUUCUUUGCCUUGGGUUCAUUGUGCACAGUUUAUUAAGUUCUGUUUUCAUAUAUUAUCAGGAGAAUUUUGCUAAGUACAUGUGAAUAAUCUGUAAAUGAGUUUUAUAACCAAAAUGUACCUGAACUAUUUUCUAAAGCAAAUGUGCACAUUGUAAUUUGUGCUGAAGCUUUGAUUUUUUCUAUGCUUUUGAGUUCCUAGCUGGGAUUUGCACACGUUAGGUCUGUUGUCUUUGUUAAACUUGAAUUCUAAGAGAAAGUUGCAGAAUUAAAAUGUGGAAACAGCUGAGACGGGUUAGGAGCUCUUAUUGAACGAAGGUGCAGUGUGCUUCCUGGGGGACCACGGCUCUCAGCCUCGGUGUCACUGUCCCUGGGCGAGCCAGCAGACAGCGUCCCGGGCCCCUGGCUCCUCCCAGCCGUGCACACCUUCCCAGGAGGGGACAGUGUGCGGGGACAGUGAGCUCGCCACGGGGCCUGAUGAGAGCUUCGUGCCCUUCGGCGGCCGUGUCAUUUCAGAGCCAGUUAUUGCUGUAGCAGUGACUUCGAAGUUACUCCUGUCCGCCCCGGGCGCAGCCCCCUCCCCUCCUGGGGUUCCGCUCGGGGUUUGAGGAGCCGGUGAUUCAGGGAGGAAACGAAAAUUUAGCUUCAGCUUAAAUAGAAUUCAUAGUGUUGGUGGCACCAAAAAGGCAGUUUCCAUACACGUGGGAUUUCUCCAUAACUCUUUAAAGG